UAAAGCCCCGGUUCCCGCUCUUUUCCCCAGUUCCAUUUUUCCGCCGCGUUUGGCUGCUGUUUGGAACUUCGCUCUCGUAGCUUUUUGGAAUCACUGUUUGGCUUUUGACUCGGACUGUUUUUGGACUUCGUUUCUUCGGACGUCCCCCCUGUGUUGACCGACCGGACUGUUGACCGCGCCUUUGGAUUUCAUUUUGGCCUGUCGUCUUUGGUGAUGUCGCCACCCAUCAAGAAGUGUGACGUCUGUGGAGGAAAGGUCCCCGUCCAAGACCCUCAUUUGUCCUGCCUUCUCUGCCUAAGGAGAGACCAUGAUGCCAAGGCUUGCCAGUUGUGUAAGUCCAUGUCCUCCCAGGCUAGGAAAAAUCGGGAGUCCCGCCUGACCUCCGCGAUUGCCCAAGGGAAAAUCCGGGAGGGGGACCCCCGUCCUUCAUCGGCUCCAUCUGCGUCUGCCGUGACCCCCUUGCUCCAGCCCAGGCCAGUCCGGCUAGCGCUCCACCAGCUCUGGCGACCCAGGAUAUCGGGCUAACUGACUAGGCCCCCAUUGUGGCCCGGGAUUCCUCGAAACCCAGUGCCACUUCCAAGCCUGCCCAUCUCCCGCAGAAAUCGGAUGCGGGGACAUCCCUGACUCCGUCAGCCUCGGUCCGGGAGGAGGCAACGACUUCUAAGCGGGCGGCCACUGGUCAUAAGUCCCGCGGGGUGGCUACAGCUUCGGAUGUGAGCCCCAGCAGGCCUAAGGGCAGUAAUAAACCCGCCAAGGAGGGCAAGAUGCCCAAAGAGCGCUCUUCGACCACCAAGACGGAUGGUUCCGGGUCGUCCACCGCGAAGACUGGUACCGGCGGCCAAGUCAAGACGGGCGCAAGGGUCGCUGAUAGUCCGAUCCUGUUCUUCCCUCCUGACGCGCCACGGGAUUCGGUCUCCUCCAAGAAGAAGGCUCCGUCCACGAUCAGUUCCACUCCAGAGGUCCCAGCGGCAAAGAAGGCUAAGUCCCAGAAUCAUGCCAAGUCCCGUUCCGAAGCCGGGACCGACAAGGAGGGUUCUCGGGGCCGCCCACGCUCCCGAUCUCAUUCCCCGCGAUCCAAGGACCGCCGGCCGGCGUCCUCUGACCGACGACACGCCGCUAAGGGCCGCUCCCCGCAUAAGAAGCCCGCCGCUGUGGAUGUUCCACCUGUCAUGGUGAGCCAUCCUCCAGUUGCGGAGCCGUCGACUUCUACGACCGCUUUGGAUGUCAACCUGGACGAGGAAGGGACCCGUUCUCACAGGAGGAGGUUACCAACGCCCUCACCAGUGUGGGACUUAGCUGUCGAUCAAUACUUCUACGACUCGGAGUCUGACAGGUUUUACAUGGCCGUUCCCAGGGACGUGACUAUGUUGAAGUUUCCUCCUAGAGACGAUCGGUACCGAGAGGACAUAGCAUCUCGUACCUCGGCGCACCCUCGCUCCCCUCCUCACCGUGGGACUGCUCAGGCUAGAACGGAGACGGUGGUGCAUACUAUCCCUUCCGACUCAGAGCCGGAUCUUCCCCCCAAAUCCGAGGUGCCUUCAGAUGAUGAUGACCGUGCGGACGACUUCUCCUUGGGCCUCCAACAACCAGAGCCUGCUUCGCCGACCUAUGACGUGCGCUCCUUUAGUGAACAUGUUAUUAAAAUGUCCCGCGCCUUGGACAUCGAGUUGGCCUAUCCUGAGGAAGCAGCCAAGGAUCCGAUCGAGCGAUGGGUGCAAGGCCGGGUGCAGACACCGCCGUCGAUACCGUUCUUGCCCUCGCUGGAGUCCCUUGUCAAACGCUCUUGGGAUGCUCCCGCUUCGCUUUUGGGACCGCCGCGCAAGAUAGAGUCCCUCUAUAAGGUGUCAUCUCCCAAUGCCCCCUGGCUGGCUUCCCACCCUCGCCUCAACUCCGCAAUUGUUGAAGGAGCCCAGCGCACCUCCUCACAACGUCAAUCCUCGCUCCCCUUGGACAAGGAGGCCAAGAAGAUUGAUGCCCUCGUGAGGAAGGCAUACACAGCAUCGGCGUUGACGGUCAAAGCCAUAAAUUACACCGCCUGUAUGGGGGCUUAUGUCCAGACCCUCAUGGAGGGAAUCUCUCCGAUCAUGCCGGAUGUCCCUGAUGAGGCACAGCGCACCUUGGCGGAGAUCAGGGACGAGGCGCACUCAAUCGGAAGCUGGCUGAUCACCGCUUCCAGGAAUAUGGCAGAGUGCACCGGUAGAGCCAUGGCAGCCUCCAUCGCGCUUCGACGUCAUGCCUGGCUUCGUGGGUCGGACCUCAACCAAGGCGUCCGGUCCGCAAUUGAGGAGAUGCCCAUCGAUGACUCGGGGCUCUUCCAUGUCGACACGGAUGACAAGCUAAACAGAAAGUUUAGAAUGAAGGCGGCGGCUAGGAAGCACGGCAUGUCUGCCCUGGGCACUCUUCCGUUCCGAAAGCGAUUCCGUCCCUGGCAUCACCAACAAGGAUCUCUGGUUCGCGACAGUGGACUUGAAAGACGCUUACUUUCAUGUGGGAAUUCGGGAGUCCCACCGGAGAUUCCUCACCUUCGCCAUCGGCUCCGUCGCAUACCAGUACAACGUCCUCCUGUUCGGCCUGGCCACAGCUACAAGGGUCUUCACGAAGUGCAUGGCCCCGGUGGUGGCUUACCUUCACCGAAAAGGCUUCAGAGUCUUCCCAUACCUGGACGACUGGCUGUUUGCAGCCCCCUCGCGAGAAGAGCUGUAGAGCGGCAUCUGCUUCACUCUGGAUCUCCUGUCGGACUUGGGGCUGGUUGUCAACCUGGAAAAGUCUCAUCUGGUCCCAGCCAAGCAGGUCCGGUUCAUCGGCUCCAUUCUCGACUCCGAGGAAUGCACCGCAUAUCUCCCUCAGGACCGUUUCCAAACCUUGUCAGUCGCAGUGAGGUUCGUUCGGGCCCACAGGAGAGUGAAGGCUAGGGACGUCCAGGUGGCCCUGGGACACAUGGUGUCCACUACGUUCGUCACUCCAUGGGCAAGAUUACGGCUGAGGCCCUUGCAGUCGUGGUUCCUGUUGGUCUUCGACCCCAUGUCAGACUCUCCAAACAGAUGGCUCACCGUACCGAGGCCCGUCGCCGCUUCCCUGCUGUGGUGACUAGAUUUCCGCAACGUCUGCAUCGGCAUGCCCUUUACCCAGCCCCUGCCGCAGUUGACCCUAACGACGGAUGCGUCGAUGGAAGGCUGGGGCGCGCAUCUUUUGGACCUUUGUGUGAGGGAGAGGUGGUCUCGGCAGGAGAGUGCCCUCCACAUCAACGCAUUGGAAAUGCUGGCUGUGGAGAAAGCUCUCAGGGCCUUUGAAUCCAGUAUCACGGACAAGGUGAUCCUUCUCAGAACGGACAACACAACCGUGAUGUACUAUGUCAACAAGCAGGGAGGUACCAAGUCAAGGACCCUCCUGGACAUCACCUUGAGAAUAUGGGACUGGUGCAUCCCGAGGGGCAUCCUUCUCCAAGUGAUUCACCUGCCGGGAGACGAAAACACCUUGGCGGACCACCUCAGCAGGACCACCUCAACCUGUCACGAGUGGAGGCUUCAUCCAGAGAUGGUCUACGACCUGUUUUGUCGGUGGGGUACCCCUCUAAUCGACCUGUUUGCAACGGCCUCCAACAGCCAUUGUCCCCAGUUCUGUUCCCGAAUGCGUCACGAGAGAUCCCUCGGAGAUGCGUUCGCUCUCGAUUGGUCCGGGGAGAUGCUCUACGCCUUUCCCCCGUUCCCUCUGCUCACCAGGGUGGUCUCGAAGAUGUUGAGAGACCAUGUUGAUGCGAUCUUCAUCACGCCGUGGUGGCCGAGACAGCCGUGGUUCCCGUCGCUUCUUCACCUCUCCAACGACGAGUUCCUUCGGCUGGAACUGCGACCAGACCUUCUUACUCUCCAAGACGGGAGAGUCAGACACCCAGACAUCGACUCACUACCGAUGGUGGCAUGGAGGCUCCGCUGACAUCGCUCCCACCGUCGGUACGGAGGGUGAUCCGAGCCACGCAGAAACCGGCGACGCAGAAGUCCUAUGCCUCUAAGUGGAGAAGGUUUCUUCACUUCCUUGAUGAAAAGCACCUGCCACCACACCGCGUUACGGUACCGGUGGUACUGGAGUUCCUGAUGUCAUUGGUGGACGCGGGCUUGUGCCUCACGUCUGUGAAAUGUUAUCUUUCUGGCAUUUGUUCUUAUUUUCAAUAUGAUGCUUUGCCUUCUUUUUUCAGGGACCCCCUUGUCAAAAACUUUCUAAAAGGUUGUAACAACCUUCACCCACAGGUUUCUGCCCCUGCCCCUGCAUGGAGCUUGGACGUUGUGCUGUCCGCUCUCCAGUCCGAACCCUUUGAGCCCUUGGCCACAACAGACUUAAGGCUGCUGACUUGGAAGACUGCCUUCCUUGUGGCCAUCACUUCUGCUCGUCGGGCUGGGGAAUUUUGUGCCUUACGGAGGGAUGAACCCUUCCUUCGGUUCCACAAGGACAAGGUGGUGCUCCGAACCAACAUCACCUUCCUCCCUAAGGUAGUUUAAUUUUUCCACAUGUGUCAAGACAUUGUUUUGCCUUCCCUGGCUUCGAACCUGUCCACUGCUGAGGAGCACAGCCUGCAUAUGCUGGACGUUCGCAGGGCUUUGGCAUUCUUUCUGGACAGAACUUCGGGUUCGAGCCGUUCUGAGAGACUUUUUCAAUGUUAUUCGGAACCUAGGAAAGGACUGCCGGUGUCGGCUCAGAGACUGUCCAAAUGGGUGGCGAAUACCAUCCAUCUCUGUUAUGAACUGUCGGGCAGACCGGCACCGGCCACAGUACGCUUGCAUGCGACUAGGGCGGUGGCAGCGUCGUCUGCUUUCCUUGCGGGCAUCUCUUUAGUGGAUGUUUGCAAGGCUGCUGUCUGGUCCCAGCCAUUGACGUUUAUAAAACACUAUAGGUUGAACACCAGGGCCAAAAAGGAUGCAGCCUUUGGGAGGGCUGUGUUGGUCUCAGGAUUACAUUGAUUGCACUUCUGAUAUUAAUUGUUUACAGUGUUCAUGUAAAUAAUACCAUUGUUUCCAUUCUGUUGAAUGUGGGGGUUUUCACAAUUCCAAUGGGAUUGGUCUUGCGUGACCUUGCAUUCCCUUUUCAGGUUCUGCAAUAUAUUGCACUGUUGAGCUUGAUUUGCACAAUUCCAAUGGGAUGGGUCUUGCAUGAUCUUACAUUCCCUUCUCAGGUUUCUGCAAUACCAUGGCUGUGUUGGGGUUGUGCACAAACAAAGACUGACUCUUGUUUUGGGUUCAAGGUUUUUAUUGUUGCAAUAAAUGCACCUUGGUUUACCAUAA
Messenger RNA from Sceloporus undulatus (fence lizard), 5270 nucleotides. RefSeq lists its product as uncharacterized. Lineage: Eukaryota; Metazoa; Chordata; Lepidosauria; Squamata; Phrynosomatidae. The transcript is spliced from 2 exons. The coding region runs from base 765 to 2912 and encodes 715 amino acids. The record is from RefSeq and is a predicted model, not a curated record.